Messenger RNA from Fusarium vanettenii 77-13-4, 2415 nucleotides. RefSeq lists its product as uncharacterized. The record is from RefSeq and is a predicted model, not a curated record. The transcript has 2 exons. Lineage: Eukaryota; Fungi; Ascomycota; Sordariomycetes; Hypocreales; Nectriaceae. Bases 1 to 2415 code for a protein of 804 amino acids.
AUGUCGGACGGCCUUCGUGAUCCCAACCGACCCCGAUGCGAGGGGUGGCACAGUCGUGACCGAUGGGAGGGAAUUGAGGAGGCUUAUGAAGCGCCUAAAGAGGCACAACCCCAAGAAAAGUGGAAGGACAAAGUAGGGAAAUUCGCAGUCCACUUUGUCCAUUUCACUGGUCUCCAACAGUCGAUCUUCGGAGAGCGACGGCCAUCCCCUUUGCGCGAUCGCAAACACCGGCCUGAGCCCGAUGAACACCGUCACCGUCGUGAAACGAACACACGGCCGAAGGGACGUCACCGGAGCCCCGAUUCUCGACGAGAGCGGACCAAUCUCUCAAACCAUCCACGGCCACAGGCAUAUCCCUUCGACACGUCACAGCCCACGGAGUCCGGGUCGUCACGCUCCCGGGCAAGCUCCCACACGGCCGUCGAGGACCCCUACGAUUCUCAAGUCGAUGCACAUAAAGUCGCCACCCCGAGUGACUCGGACGACGAUUGCGAUGGCCUCUCGGUAGAUGUCAAAUGUCACCCAUCUGGUUCGGGCGAUACCCAUGAGAGAGAUGUCAGUAAAACCCUCGCGGGUUUAGACAUCAACCAAAAAAAGGACGUCGAUAUUAUCGCCCCAUCUAAUCCAUGUGGUGGUCACAAUAGCGAUGUCAACCAACCCCUCUCUAGUCUAGAACCAGCUGGGAAUAAGGAUCUCAACGUCGGCACCCCAUCUAAUUCAGAUGGAGAGUCGACCGCGGGUUUCCACGACACCCGACCCCAUUCGCAAGAGCUUCCGACUACGGCCAUCAACGUCGAUACCCUGCCUGACGCAGAUGAAGACGAUGAUGGCCUUUGCACCGAUAUCUCUUCUAGUCCAUCUGACUCGGACAGAAGCCAUGGUAGCGAUCUCAGCAACGCCCUCUCCGGUCUAGAAAUAGAUCACGAUGAGGACCUCGACGUUACUACCCUGUCUGAUUCUGAAAAGGAGAUGACCGCGAGUCUCCGUCGCCUUCGACCCUGUUCCCCAGGGCUCCUGACCGGAGCCUCUAGGGAUACAUCCGCCGUCCCAAACAAAGGCAGCCUUAAGGAUCAUGGUGAUGCUUCACACCCCUUGCAUGCCAUAUUGGACCCGGAUCAUAGGGAUACCACGGCCGACUCAGACUCAGACGACGGCGGAGAUCACCAUGGUACUCCUUCCUCUUCGGACGAGGCUUCCUCUUCUGAUGAGGUAUACUCUUCGGAUGAAGAAUUCCCUUUGGAUGAGACGUCCUCUUCAGACGAGACAUCCUCUUCAGACGAAACAUCUUCCUCGGAUGAGUUAUACUCUUCGGACGAAACAUCUUCUUCGGACGAGGUAUACUCUUUGGAUGGGACAUCUCCUUUGGAUGAGAUAUCUCCCUUAGACGGGUUAUCCUCUUCGGAUGAGGUAUACUUUUCGGAUGAGACACCUGAUCGAGAUGAAGACGAGGACAGUGAUCUUGAGUCCGGACCAUCCGACUCGGACGAGAAUUGGGAUGCUCCUCUCAGCGCUAGCCCGCUACACCCAGGUGAAGACCACGAGGUGGAGGACACCCCCAAUUCCGCCAUUCGCCCACAGCGUAGUGUAGAGGCGAAUGUUGGCGACACCUCUUCCAGUUCCGAAGAUGAGGAUCUGGUAACAAGCGACAGCGAUGGUUCAAAUGACGUUUCCUCUGAGAAUGAGGAACAAGUCGACGAUGAACUUGGCCAGGAUGAGGAAUAUACCACCAUAAAUCCUCAUACGAGCCCAGAGAAGCGAGAGGGAGCUUCGACCAUCGUCGCUGUUGACUCCGUUGAACCUGUUGUCCCUUCUUCGCCACAAGAGAAUGUGGGUAGCUCAGAGGACUCCAAGACAGAUGCCGCAUCAAGCCAUAGCACCCCUAAUACUGAGGGUCCUGGCUCGCCGCCACAGUCAUCUUCUUUGGACAAGCUACCUGACUAUCUCUUUGUGGGAUCCUUUGUCCGGAGAAAAUCAAGGCAUGACCUCCACCCUUAUCUCAUCAUCCGAAUCGAACAGGAUGAGGAUGGGAAGGUAUGCAUUCGGGCAUGUCUUUGCACGAGCCGUCCCCAGUACGAUAAACUCAAACAGCAGUAUAAGGAACCGGAUCAGGGGAAGAAGAAUUUCAUCUACCUUGGGGGAAAGGAGGUUAAUCCAGCAGGGUUCAAAUCCGAUGGCAUUGAAUUGCCAACUGAACCCGAACUGGAGAUCCAAGGCCCCGAAAUGCGCUAUUUUACCUACCUCGAACUUGACGAGUACGGCCGUUUCAAACCUGACGACUUUAAAAAAUUGUCGGGUGGGCCGCGCCAGUUAACUUCUUCAGAUUUGGACGAGGUUUUGAGCCAAUGUCAGCUACAUGGUUGCAAAAAGAGUCCUCUGAGAGCGUCCCCGUCGCGCAACCGGGAAUGCUCACGUUAA